Darwinula stevensoni is the source of this 576-nucleotide messenger RNA. Lineage: Eukaryota; Metazoa; Arthropoda; Ostracoda; Podocopida; Darwinulidae. The record is from the annotation of a GenBank genome assembly.
AUGCGAUUUCGUCUAUUUGGUGACCUGGACUGCCCGGACUGGAUCCUGGCCGAUAUCGUCCUCCUCUCACGUCUCACCUCCAUCAAGCUGAAACUUCUUGCCAAGCAAGUGGUGGAAAACAUAGUCCAGAAAACUCUAGACUUUGAAAAGUGCCAACGCCUGUCCGCCGAUGCCAAAUUUAAGGAUGGGGACGUCAAAGCAUGCAUCAAUGCCCUGCGACACAUCCUGGUGUCGGCAGGAAGGAAUGAUGUCAACGAUGAAGUCCUCUCCCACGAACUCCAGCAACUUGGACUUCCCAAGGAACAUACAUCGAUGCUAUGCAGCGUCUAUCUCGAGAAUGCAGCCCUCAUCCAGGAGAGGCUCCGCGCCGAGAGUCUGCGGAUUAACCCGGUCCAAGACAUACAGUGGCGAGUUGAGGAAGCAGUUGGGUCUUCAGAAAAAAAGGCCACGUUCGUGUUUCGUACUCCGGACGAGGUCACGCCCUUAACGAUGACUGCCCAACAAGUCCAUCUUCUCCUGAAGGAGAUGAAAGAGGCUCGGGAUAUCCUUUCAAAUUUCCGCAGCACAUCAUCCUAG